This is a messenger RNA of Dunckerocampus dactyliophorus (ringed pipefish), 934 nucleotides long. RefSeq lists its product as uncharacterized. The transcript has 6 exons. The record is from RefSeq and is a predicted model, not a curated record. Lineage: Eukaryota; Metazoa; Chordata; Actinopteri; Syngnathiformes; Syngnathidae. Bases 133 to 759 code for a protein of 208 amino acids.
GUUUUUCUCUGUUUGUUUGUCAGUUUGAUUCGAUGUUUUUUGUCGUCACCUCCUUAGUGGUGAGAUACUGUAUGUGUGAACAGUGGGAGGGAUUUUACAGAGGAUGUAGACAAGUGUUUUCAGUGUGGAAACAUGAAGCUUCUUGUGAGCUGUCUGCUUCUCGCCUGCCAGUGUGCCCCUUCAUCAUGGGGUUCCGACAUGCACGUGACCCAGAGUGCUGACAUGUCCGUCAUGGAGGGCCAGGAGGUCAACAUCAGCUGCUGCUGGACAGGGAACUUCUCCAGAGUUACAGUCACGUGGCUGAAGAACGCAACCAUUUUUACGGUCUCCAAUCUCGUCACUAAGGAUGCAAAGACGUGCGACAGCUUGACGUUCCCAAACAUCACAAUAGAGAAGUCUGGCAAAUACAUCUGCCAGGUCAACGUGGACAGACCGGUGCUUAAGGAGGGGACUGGGAACGGUACGGUUGUCACGGUAAUGCUCCAGGGGUCAAAGGACAAAGCAAAACAAGGUAACCAAUGGGUGAUUUCCUUGGCCUCAGUGGCUUCAUUGCUCCUCAUUGUGCUUGUUGUCCUCUGCACACUAAAGAAAAGACAAGGAGCCAGGGUGAUCUAUGAGAAACCCCACUCGGACUCAUACACUGCGGACAUGGACAAACGCAGCAGCGGCUCCUCCGGAGGCUCAUCCCAGUGGAUUCAGGUGGACGUGUACGAAUCCAUUGAAUACUUUGAGCACAUGGAGAUGAAGCAAAGUGGGUGAGGAUCAGCCCAGAAGACAGUUUACAUUUAUGCCGAAACCCAACAAAAGAAAGGCUUUGUUUAAAAGCUAUAAAAGCAGCGCGUCGCGCCAACCCUUCAGAACACCUGACGACACGUGUUGGCCUUCGGUGUCCAAAGUGAGCUCCUGUCAGCAAGCGGAGAUGAGCAACCUGAUG